Molecule: messenger RNA, 384 nt
Organism: Musca vetustissima
Lineage: Eukaryota; Metazoa; Arthropoda; Insecta; Diptera; Muscidae
Gene: Cp16
Product: chorion protein S16
Exons: 1
Coding region: 1-384 (127 amino acids)
Biological process (GO): multicellular organism development
Cellular component (GO): egg chorion
Source: RefSeq, a predicted model, not a curated record
AUGAAAUUCACACAGAAUAUUGCCCUGGCUGCAGUUGCCAUUUUCGGUUUGUGCGGUUGUGCAUUGGCCAACUAUGGAGCUCCUUCAUACUCCGGUGCCGCCGCUCCUGCCGCAUAUGUCGAAGCUGCACCCGCCUAUGGGCGUUCUCAAGCCGACCCCGUCUACUCGCCCGAAAAUGCUGAUGCUGCUGCAUCGGCCUAUACCGAUGUUGCUGCUGCCAAAGCUUCUGCCGCCAAGUUGCAACAUCUGAACUUGGCUGCCGUUGAUCGUUAUGGCUAUCAAAUUGGUGUACCUCUAUUGGUUCGUAACUACGGCCGUUUGACCCCCUUGUACUCGGCCUUGGCUCCCAAACGUAGUUUUGUUGGAACCGUCGAUGCUGGUUAG